Messenger RNA from Lottia gigantea (owl limpet), 966 nucleotides. RefSeq lists its product as hypothetical. NCBI's taxonomy places the organism in Eukaryota, Metazoa, Mollusca, Gastropoda, Lottiidae. The transcript has 7 exons. The coding region runs from base 1 to 966 and encodes 321 amino acids. The record is from RefSeq and is a predicted model, not a curated record.
AUGGGGGCUUCAUUGUCUUUUCCUAAAGACGAAAUCAGUCCAGAUAGAACAUAUUUGGUGACCGGUGGCAAUACAGGAAUCGGUUACGAAGUUGCUAAAAAUAUAGCGCUUUUAGGAGGUCAUGUGAUAAUUGCUUGCCGAAAUAUGCCUAAAGCUGAAGCCGCCAUAAAACAAAUGCAGAAAGAAUACGAAGAUGAUUUUCACGAUAAGCUGAAAAAUGAGCCCGAUGCCAUCAACAAAGAUCCCCGAAAAUUGAAUCUAGAAGUAAUGGAAGUAGAUCUAGCGUCAUUCAAAUCAACAAAACGUUUCAUUGAUGAAUUUAAAGCCAGAAAUUGUAAAUUAAACGUACUGAUAUGUAAUGCUGGGGUAUCGGCACAAAACAGAGAAUUAACAGAAGAUGGUUUUGAAUUAAUGUUACAAGCCAAUUAUUUAUCUCAUCUAUUAAUUAUUCUCCAUUUUGUACCAAUUUUAAUGGCGUCUGGUGACGACAGCAGAAUCGUCCAAACCUCGUCUUUAAUGCAUAUUUUUGCUAAACAUAAUAUAAAUGACAUGAAUGCUGAAAAAUCCUGGGGCGAAUCUAAAACGUAUGGGAACUCUAAAUUAUAUCAGAUAAUGUUUAUGUAUUGGAUGGCCAGGAAUCUGAAGAAUAAUUCAGUGACAAUAUCGUGUUGCAACCCUGGUCUGGUGUCUACACAGAUGACACAGAAUGCAUCUUCAUUCUUUGUUAAAACAUACGUCAAUUCUUUCAUGGCAAGAAGGCCAUAUGAUGGUGCGACAACCAUAAUCAAAUGUGCCGUGGACCAGUCAUUGAAGGGACAAACUGGUAUUUAUUUGAGUGACUGUAAAAUGAAAUGUACAUCUGAUUUGUCAAUGAAUCCAGUUAUACAAGAUGAAGUUGCUAAGUGGAGUUUUGAGAGUUUAAAACCUUAUCUACCUGACAACCUUUCAGAUAUUUUUGAUUUAUAA